UCUAGGUUAUACCAGGUUAUACCGCAUGUGUGGGAUGUCUGCCGGUGCUACUUCGUGUUUGGUUUGUUGUUGCUUUUGUGACGAAAAUAUGUAAUUUUGUUGAAUAUCUACGAUAGUAGCUGAAAGAACUUUGUAUGCUUAUGUGAAAGUUUUUAUUGCGUCAUAUCAAGAUGAAAUUGAUCGAGAAGACCGACAAUUCUCUUGACGUAAACAUCAGUAACCUGGUCGAUCUGGACGAUCUAAUUGUGAAAAGAAAAAGUGGCGGCAGUAUAAUUGAGCAACGGCCGCUUUUCUCGAAUAGUGGAGAAACAUUGUACAUAACGUGGAAGAAUGUUAUAAGGGUGUACAGCACGCAAACGGGAGACUUUGUUCAAGAGUUUGAACCCUCAAGUUACAAAAUUGCCAAACUACUAAUACAUCCUGUUAAUGUUAACUGUAUUAUUGGUUGUACUGAGAAUGGGGAAUUGAAUUUCUGGGAUUGUCAAAGUGGCAUCAUCACCAAAAAACUACAAUUGAAACCUAUAGACUACAAAGCAAAGAUCAGAACUUUUCACAUUGUGAAGUACAAACUGCCUCACGGGAACGAAAUAUGCCAGGCACUAAUAACUCAUCUCUCCUCUUGUGGAAGAUACAAAUGGAAGAUACACGUACUUUUGUUUAAUAUAGAAAAUGGAAUGUGCAUGAAGUCGAUAUAUCUCUUCACGGAGUCUCAGGAUUAUUACAUUGAUGUAAUUGGAAAUCAUGGAGAAAAUUUAGUGGCACUUUUAUUUGAGGCAGAUUUACAUAUAUUGAAUCUUGCUAGAAAUUUAGUUGAUAAACUACACAAGACCGGUGGAUACAUCACGAACAGAUCACCUACUUGUAUAGCUGGUCAUCCGGAAGAAGAAUGUGUCGCCACUGGAGACUCAAGUGGUCGUAUAGUAGUGUGGAGAAAUUUAUUUCAACCCAGACCGUAUACGGCAACUUUUCAUUGGCACACAUUGCCAGUUACGGAAAUAGCGUUCAGCAAAUCAGGUGGUCACAUGUACAGCGGUGGUGGUGAGUGCGUACUGGUAAAAUGGACGUUAGCCAAUCCUCAGUAUAAAUCUUUCCUUCCGCGAUUACCGGCUCCAAUCAAACAUCUUACAAUCGCACCGGACAACUUGUAUGUAGCUGUGUCAACUUUGGAUAACGGUAUCAUUAUAGUAAAUCCUCAAAGAAAAUUGACUUCGGUGAUACAAAACUUCACGUGGGGUGUUGUUUCGUCCAAAGACCUGUUUCCCGCGGGUCUUGUCGUCGAUCCAAGAACAAAUAGUCUCGUUCUGAACAGUCGUACUGGACACGUACAAUUUUACAACACUCACACAAAGACUCUGAUGUACAACAUUAACAUAACUGCGCAAAAUUUCUUGACCCAAGAACGCGACGUGAUUAUUGUAAAUACGGAGGUUACAAAAAUAGCAAUAAAUCACGAUGGCAUGUGGAUGGCAACAGUGGAAGAACGUAACGACAAGGUUUCAUCGAUAGAAAUCAGACUGAAAUUUUGGGCGUACGAUCUGAAGAAGCAAAUAUUCGUAUUGAACACGUCUAUCGAGCUGCCUCACGAAGACGGAGUGAACGCGCUGAAUUUUCAACCAGCUACGGCAUUCGACGACGGAGAAUGGUUGGCUGUGACCACGGGCAAGGAUAAGAAAUUCAAAUUGUGGAAUCUAGGAAAGUCCACAGAAAAAGAGACGAAACAUUGGUGUUGUUACGGAGUGGGAGACUAUCGCAAUCUACCUGCUACAGAUGCGGGUUUCUCACCCGACAGCUCGUUACUGGCUAUUGGUUUUCAUUCUACCUUAACUAUAUGGAUACCUGAAACCUGCGAAUUAAAGUGUAAUCUUACGCAUUCUCAAUACGACUAUCCGAUCAAACGAGUGGAAUUCGGUAAACACGAGGCCUGUCAUCUUGUGGUAGUCGCGUCCCAACAGCACAUAACCGUUUGGAAUGUCUUAACUCUCGCUAUUAUCUGGAGCGUUCCGUUGAACGUCGUCAGUCUCACGUACGAUCCGAAAUCUACAUACAUGGCAGCACUUACAUCUGACAAUUCGUUAUACGUUUUUGUACCACAAAGCGCGGUACCUGUUUAUAAAAAGACGUGUCUUAUCGAAAAUAGCAAUUCCAUACUAGCGGCUACUUUUGUACCACAUCUGCAGGAGAAACGCAACCCUUCGUUCGGCCGGUGGCAACGGAAGUCGCAACUUUACUUUUUGGAUUCUAAUCAGGAACUGCUCACACUCGAGCCGAAAUCUGAAGGAGAGACCGGUAUUUGCUUGGAGAUCUUUUCGGAUCAAAGAAACACGCUGCGAACCGCCUUCUCUAACAUUGUAGCGGAACAAACUUCGUCGAGCAAGGAGAAGACCGUUUCGCAAGUUCACGAGCAUCUCGGCGUAUCAACGAGAGGAAUAAUAGAAGAAUUGCUCAGUGUAUCCGCUCACACUCUGCCGCCGAUGAGAUUGCUGUGCUCGUCGUUCAUCUCGUCUCUGAUGAAGCAACAAUCGUCGAAGGAUCAUUUUAGGAACGAGACUUUCCGGGACAGCGACGACGAUGCUCGUGACGAGUCUUCGGAUGUAAGUGACGAUGAGGUAUCACGGCCGGCGGCAAAACCCGUGAUCACACAGACGAACGAAAUCGAGGAUACGGAUGAGUCAACCGUGAAACUUAUCAAUCACGACUGGUCUUUUCUGUCUAAGAUAUACGCCGAUUGAGAGACAAUGUGUGUUGUUGAUUCGCUUUACACAAUCAUCUGUGCGCGACCGAAAGAUGAUGUGCACGUGCAAUCAGCAAUUCAAAAUGUAUUUCUUUCUGUGAAAGUAAAAACUCCAGCGUGUACAAAAUACGUCUCGACGGUGUAUCAAUAAGAGAUUUUUUUUAGAUGAA
This is a messenger RNA of Pseudomyrmex gracilis, 2901 nucleotides long. RefSeq names its product WD repeat-containing protein 75. The record is from RefSeq and is a predicted model, not a curated record. Gene Ontology annotation, biological process: positive regulation of rRNA processing; positive regulation of transcription by RNA polymerase I. Gene Ontology annotation, cellular component: nucleolus. The coding region runs from base 171 to 2729 and encodes 852 amino acids. NCBI's taxonomy places the organism in Eukaryota, Metazoa, Arthropoda, Insecta, Hymenoptera, Formicidae. The transcript is spliced from 15 exons. Gene Ontology annotation, molecular function: protein binding; RNA binding.